GCCUUGCGCGCGAGAACAUGGCGGCGUCCUGGUGGAGGUCUUGAGGGGGGCCCAAGUUCGUAUGGCGUUGGCGUCGGGGCCCGCGAGGCGGGCACUGGUUCGCCCUGGGCGGCUCGGCCUUGGGGACUGCGCGGCUCCGAGACGCGGGGCGUACGAGUGGGGCGUGCGCUCCACGCGGAAGCCCGAGCCUCGUCCCCUGGACAGGGUGUACGAGAUCCCUGGACUGGAGCCCAUCACGUACGCGGGGAAGAUGCACUUCAUGCCCGGGCUGGCGCGGCCGGUCUUCCCGCCCUGGGACCCCGGUUGGACGCACCCAAAGUUCCGCCGCCCGACCCCGGUUCACGAGCAGCCGCUGUACAAGGAUCAGGCCUGCUACGUCUUCCACCAGCGUUGCCGCCUCCUCGAGGGUGUAAAGCAGGCCCUCUGGCUUACCAAAGCCAAGUUAAUAGAAGGCCUUCCCGAGAAAGUGCUUAGCCUUGCCGCUGAUCCAGAGAACUACAUAGAGAACCAAGAUGAACGCCUUCUGAACGUGAUCUCUCACGCCCGUCUCUGGCACUCCACUGAAGACACCCCGAAGAGAGAGGUCUACUGCCCAGUCAUUGUGGACAGUCUGAUACAGCUGUGUAGAUCCCAAAUUCUCAAGCAUCCUUCUCUGGCCAGACGGAUGUGCGCCAAAAACUACACGUUAUCCACCACCUGGAGUCGAGAGUCUUUUCUCCUUCAGGUCCGUGGUUCCAGUGGAGCCCGACUGAAUACCAAGGAUCCGCUGCCCACCGUCGCCUCCAAAGAGGAGGUUGAAGCUACUGAGAAUCACGUUCUUGAGACCUUCUAUCCCAUAUCUCCCACUAUUGAUCUUCAGGAAUGCAGUGUUUAUGAUGUGGAAGACAACACAGGAUUCCAGGAGGGUUAUCCUUACCCCUAUCCCCACACCCUGUAUUUCCUGGAGUCAGCCAAUUUACGACCACACCGCUUUCAACCAGAUCAGCUGCGGGCCAAAAUGAUCCUGUUUGCCUUUGGCAAUGCCCUGGCUCAGGCCCGGCGCCUCUAUGGGAAUGACACUAAGGUUUUGGAGCGGCCAGUAGUUGUGCAGAGUGUGGGCACCGAUGGACGUGUCUUCCAGUUCCUGGUGCUGCAGCUGAACACCACAGAGCUGGCCUCUAACAAGGGCGUCAAGAAUCUGGUCUGGGUGGACUCAGACCAGCUCCUCUAUCAGCAUUUCUGGUGUCGCCCAGUGAUCAAAAAGAAGGUGGUUGUGGAACCUGUUGGGCCAACUGGUUUCCAGCCAGAGACAUUCAGGAAGUUUUUAGCUCUGUAUUUGCAUGGUGCUGUGUGAGCCAAGGACCAUUCUGAGGUCUGAAGCCCCCUUGCCCCCCUCCCGCAGAAGAUCCUGUAUCCAGAGCAGUGCUGGGCCUGCCCGGAGCCUCCGUGCUCAUCCGGCCUGCUGUCUGGCUGCCAAUAAAGAGCCUUCUGGUACA
This is a messenger RNA of Callorhinus ursinus (northern fur seal), 1475 nucleotides long. RefSeq names its product mitochondrial ribosomal protein L37 (gene MRPL37). Gene Ontology annotation, biological process: translation. Gene Ontology annotation, molecular function: structural constituent of ribosome. Lineage: Eukaryota; Metazoa; Chordata; Mammalia; Carnivora; Otariidae. Gene Ontology annotation, cellular component: mitochondrion; ribosome. The record is from RefSeq and is a predicted model, not a curated record.